Molecule: messenger RNA, 3245 nt
Organism: Polyodon spathula (Mississippi paddlefish)
Lineage: Eukaryota; Metazoa; Chordata; Actinopteri; Acipenseriformes; Polyodontidae
Gene: nipsnap3a
Product: nipsnap homolog 3A (C. elegans)
Exons: 6
Coding region: 123-881 (252 amino acids)
Cellular component (GO): mitochondrion
Source: RefSeq, a predicted model, not a curated record
AUCAGCCGCCGUAGUUCUAGUUCGCUCAGUAGUUUUGAGUUUGUGUCUGCAUUACGCACUGUCGCAUUAGUUGAAACGUUAUUGUGUUUGAAUUCCAAAAAAAAAAAAAAAAGCCUGGUACAAUGUUAAAUAUGAGAGGCGUCAUUCGGAAAGCUUACGGGCUUUCUGAAAAGAUUUGCAGUAUGAAAAGUACAAAGCAGUUUACUUCCUUCAUUUCUAAUGGACCUCAGCAGCAGCAUGGCACUUUUUAUGAAAUCCGUACCUAUUGUAUCAAACCUGAAAAGAUGAAUGCCUUCAGUAAGCUGACCAAUGAGAACAUUCAUCUCCGCACAGCUCACUCUGAACUGAUUGGGUACUGGACUGUGGAAUUUGGUGGCAUUAAUCAAUUUGUCCAUAUUUGGAAGUAUGAUAGCUUUGCCCAGAGAACGGCUGUGCGGACAGCACUGGCCCAUGAUAAAGACUGGCAGAAUAAGUAUAUCGCACACAUGAUGCCUAUGCUUCAGACGCAGGACAACGAAGUGACGUAUCUUGUGCCAUGGUGUAAGAUUGGAAAACCUGUAAAAGAUGGUGUUUAUGAGCUUGUGACCUUCCAGAUGAAGCCAGGAGGUCCAGCAGUAUGGGGUCCUGCUUUUCAAAUGGCGGUCAGCACUCACGCUAAUGCUGGAUAUGCCAGUCUCAUCGGGGUCUUUCACAGUGAAUUUGGACAGUUAAACCAAGUUCAUGUUCUGUGGUGGUACGAGAAUCCAGACCAGCGAGCAGCUGGAAGACACAAAGCACAUGAAGAUGCCAGGGUAGUGGCAGCAGUUCGAACGAGUGUUUCAUAUUUGGUUUCGCAAAAGAACAAGCUACUGCUUCCAACACCGUUUUCACCACUGAAAUGAUUGUCCCUUAACGGGAUUAGCAACUUGAGUUACGUGUGCGCUCUGUGACCUAAAUCAAAUUCCAUUCAAAUGCUCUUCUGACUUUGCCAUUAAAAUGUGUCUUUUCAAUGUCAAGGAUACAUUUCAUAAAAAUGUUAUAACCCAUAUUAAAGUAAGUAGCAUGUACAAAGGUAUGUUCAUAAAAUGUUCUUUAAGUUAUUUUAAUUGAUGGGCAAUAAACAAUCAUAAAAACAUGUAACAUCAUCCAUGUUUUUGCUGUUCUUGUAGUUGAGGUAUGUAUAUUUAUCUGAAUGAUUUACUGUGCAAAAUGGCUGCAGUUUGUUUACUCGAUGUAUGUUAAAACUUCACUGCAACAAUUUUCUGUGCAAUUAUUGAAAUGAUGUACUUGAUAAUGCAUAAUUGAUUGGUUAGCAUUUUUUUCAGAGAAAUCUGUAAUCAGUAAUUCCUUGUGUGUAUAAUAUAUAUUAUAUAUAUAUACACACACACACACACACACACACACACACACAGUAUAAAUGAAUACAAUGUAAAGAAGGAAAAUCAAAAUUAAAAAAAUCUCUUUAGGAAAGACCUGCUGUCUCGCUGACUCUAUUUCAUGUUCAUUGGUAACAGUAGGUUAUCUCUGACUAUACCAUUCCAGCCUUUUAACCUUGUGUCUAUGUAUAGAUCAAGGACAUGACACCAGCUUCCACAUCCACCAUGUUUACUAAACCAAUAGAGAGAGAUGAUGAAGUAGUGCUGAUUUUUAGCAGUACUGAAACAGUUAUUGCUGCUGGUUGCUUUGUUCAAACAAGACCCCUUGAAUGAUCCCAGUAAGUUCCAAAUAUAAGAGAAAUGACUGAGGUACAAGUGCUACGUGUGCAAAAUGUCGUUCUAAUCACGUCCCACAAGUUACUAGGACAUGUAGAUUGUGAAGUGAAUAACAGGCUUAAAAAGUGAAAUUCAACAACACAUUUUUUAUGAUUAGAUAAGCACCAUACUAUGAUCAGUAAAUGUAGUGUCAAGGAUAAGAAGUCCAAUAAUUAAGAUCCAAUGCUCUGUGGUCAUUCUGAGUCAACAAGUUGAUAAUGUCUGAUAUGUAUUCAGUUUAAAUAAAACUAUUACAAUCUUUCAAGAUUUGUAACACAAAAGCAUUUAUCUUGUAUCUCAAAGAGCUAUCAUCCCAUUCAAAUCACUGGCUACUUAAUAUCUGAUAACUCAGUGAAUAGAUCAUCGUUUUUCAAAUAUAUGCAAUCUUGAUCAUUUUAAAUACAAUGGUACCCCUAAAUGCAUCCAUUUUGAUGAAUGAUGCAUGACUGGGGCUGGGGCAUUUACAGUAUUGCCCAUUUACUUCCAUUAGAUCCCUUGUUCACUAAAUUUCUUGGAUUCCCUGAUUAGAGAAUAUUACCUGCUUCAAAAAAGGAAAUACAUUUUAAGAUGUUUUAGAAGUGCAGUGGUCCCUAAAAGUUACUCUUUUUUACUAUUCAUUAGCAUUUUUGGGAGGGGGUAUAAUUGAAAGAAAAAAGCUAGGCUCUUGUACUGUACAGUGUUUCAGAUCAGUGUGAGGCAUUUCAUUGGCAGUUCAGUUUAAUUUAUUUUUAAUAUCUUUGGCAGUAUCACAAAAUGUUUUUUUUUUUUUCUUACUUGAUACUGAAAUUGUUCGUUUUAAGAUGUGGGUUUCUCAACUUUGCUUAUGCAGUAUUAAUAACUUCAAAUUGUAAAUUUUAUUAAAUAGAAUUACAAGUCUCCUUGCCUCUGAGUUCACCUGACCUUUUAAAUACAGGGUUAAUAUCAAGUUCACUGGCCACUUCUGUACUGUAAAAACAUUUAAACUGAUUGUAGUACAGGAAAACUGUUUUGGAAAUAUAUUCACCAUACCGUGGGCAAUGGGAUUAGAUGACCUGCUCCAGCAUGCAAUGGGAAAAGAGCACUUUAUGCAUGUUUACCAAUUCCAGGGAGGACAGUGUGCAGUCCUCAUUCCUCUGGUCCAACAAAUAAACUAUACAAGCCUUUUUAUACCCAUUCUGUGGUUACAUCAUUCUUUAACAGUUCUUUCUUUUGUAACUGUUGAUCUCCUUUUGGUCCUCACAAUUCAUUUUGUCCUUCUAAUACACAUACUCACAAUUCAUGCACUGGACACACACACCCCUGCUAAUAAGAUAUAUUACUGCAAGAGCUUACAACAGAAGAGUACCAGGCACUGACAUGUCAUGCCUGAUUAAGAAAAUGCCCUUGUCAAUAACUUUCCACAAGCUUACACAAUUCAAAUAGAAGGAGAAGAAACUACACAAAGCAUAGCAACUUAUAAAAUAGAAAAAUAUUACAAAACAACACAUUUAAAACAUUUUCCCGUAACAGGAUACAGAAGCCAAAACCAUGGAAAAA